Danio rerio (zebrafish) is the source of this 1218-nucleotide messenger RNA. RefSeq names its product adrenoceptor beta 2, surface a (gene adrb2a). The record is from RefSeq and is marked provisional. NCBI's taxonomy places the organism in Eukaryota, Metazoa, Chordata, Actinopteri, Cypriniformes, Danionidae. Gene Ontology annotation, molecular function: G protein-coupled receptor activity; adrenergic receptor activity; alpha2-adrenergic receptor activity. Gene Ontology annotation, biological process: adenylate cyclase-inhibiting adrenergic receptor signaling pathway; signal transduction; G protein-coupled receptor signaling pathway. Gene Ontology annotation, cellular component: membrane; plasma membrane.
AUGGGAAACAUAAGGUCCUCAAUACCCGAAGAUCUUAUCUGUCCAAACAAUACUAAUGCCUCCACCAAAAGCGAACUACAGAUGACAGUGCUGGGCACACUCAUGUCCAUUCUUGUCUUGAUCAUCGUCUUUGGCAAUGUGAUGGUGAUUACAGCCAUUAGCCGCUUCCAGCGUCUUCAGAACGUCACUAACUGCUUCAUUACAUCACUUGCGUGCGCUGAUCUGGUCAUGGGAUUGGUAGUGAUUCCCUUCGGUGCCCUUUACAUCAUCCUGAACACUUGGCACUUUGGCCACUUCUUGUGUGAUUUUUGGACCGCCACUGAUGUUCUGUGCGUCACGGCCAGUAUCGAGACACUCUGUGUCAUCGCUAUGGAUCGUUACAUCGCCAUCACAUCCCCAUUCCGCUACCAGUCCUUACUGACCAAGAACAGAGCUCGCUUCAUUGUGCUGAUGGUAUGGGUCAUCGCCGGGCUCGUUUCCUACCUACCUAUCCAUAUGGAGUGGUGGAUUUCCACUGAUAACGAGACACUCUGUUGCUAUAACAAUACAUACUGUUGUGAAUUUGACAUAACUUAUUCCUAUGCCAUUGUGUCAUCCAUAAUCUCCUUUUACAUCCCCCUGGUCAUCAUGGUUUUUGUUUACAGCCGUGUGUUCCAGGAGGCAAGGAAGCAGCUGAAGAAGAUCAACAAAACUGAAGGCCGGUUUCAUGCUCAGAAAUCCAACAGCAGAAAUCAAGAUGUGGCGAACAACCACAGCGAGAUGAGGAGCACCAAGAAGGCCAAGUUUUACCUGAAGGAACAUAAAGCUUUGAAGACUCUGGGCAUCAUCAUGGGUGUAUUCACACUGUGCUGGCUACCAUUUUUUGUACUCAAUGUUAUUCCCAAGGGCUCGGUGGACAUCUGGACUUUCAGAAUCUUAAACUGGAUAGGGUACGCAAACUCUGCCUUCAAUCCACUGAUCUACUGUAGGAGUCCAGAUUUCAGGUACGCGUUCAAGGAGAUCCUAUGUCUCAACAGGUCACGCUAUCCUAACGUCAGGCCAAACAAUGGAUAUAUAUAUAAUGCACACAGCUGGCAGAGUGAAAACCGGGAGCAGAGCAAAGGCAGCUCGGGGGACAGUGACCAUGCUGAGGGGAACUUGGCGAAAGAGGAAUGCCUGUCAGCAGAUAAAACAGACUCUAAUGGGAACUGCAGCAAAGCCCAAAUGAGAGUGUUGUAA